Molecule: messenger RNA, 889 nt
Organism: Cuscuta epithymum
Lineage: Eukaryota; Viridiplantae; Streptophyta; Magnoliopsida; Solanales; Convolvulaceae
Source: the annotation of a GenBank genome assembly
CUAGCUCGACUUUACUUCGUGGUCGAUCAAGAAUUCAUUCAUAUUCUGAACAUACACACAUUCCGUUCUAUACAAAUUAUGAUCCAUACAAGACACGUUUUAACAAAUAUAUAUAUACACACACAUAGAUCUUAAUUGGUUAAGAAAAUGUUGAAAACCACUACGUUACUUGUGUUUCUAGCUAGCCGCAAAAGCCAACUUGCAUUAUUGACUUGAGGAACAAAUUCAUGCAAAUAUCUCCUUCUUUAAGCAUAUUGAAGUUAAUACAAGCACUUUUCUGGUUCUUGAAAACCUGCACUAAGAUAAUAUUGAAGGUUAAUCUACUUCCAGGAAAACAAGGCCAUAGUGAUGUAGAUGGAGAAGUUUGCAACCCAUUGAACCAAAUGGUUACUAAAAAACACAUUCCGAGAAUAAAUGGAGAUAUACCUUCGGCAGAUGAAACAAUUUCUGAUCAUGAAAGGCUACAAAAAAAGAUUACUGGAGAAUGGUUUGGUUGAGCACCAAGUUAAAGGGGAUGGAAACUGUCAGUUUCGUGCUUUAUCAGAUGAAAUAUAUGGUACACCUGAAUGGCACAAUUGUGUCAGGGAGCAUGUUGUUAAUCAGCUUAAAAGUCACCCAGAGAUGUACAAGGGUCAUGUUCCCAUGGUCUAUGAUGACUACUUAAAGAAGAUGUCAAAGAGUGGGGCAUGGGGUGAUCAUGUUACAUUGCAGGCCGCUGCAGACCUUUAUGGUGUUAAAGUUCUUGUCAUAACAUCUUUCAAGGACACUGGUUUUCUUGAGAUUCUUCCAAACGUAAAGAAAUCAGAAAAAGUCAUUAAUCUAAGUUUUUGGGCCGAGGUGCAUUACAACUCCGUACAUCCCAAAGGUAUAGUCUUAUAUCAUUAUCAAC